AUUCGAAUUAUGGAUGUCGUCGGCAGCCCAGGCCGAACCAAACAUUUCAACCUUCAAAUCAUAUAAAGGUCAGCGACAUCUAUGAUCAUAUACUCAAUUUUGGAUUCGACAAAUCUCAUCAUAAGCAUCGCCGUCUUCAGUUUCAGUUUUCAAAAGUUAAUUUAUACUUCUAAAAUGUGGACCACAACCGGACUUCUCCUCGCUUUCGCGCUCACAACCCGUUCGACCAGGGCUAGCCCAAUUGCUUCGGACCGUUGGUUUCAAGAACCGGACAGUGCAGCAGCCAAGCUGUUUGCUCGUGGACCUUCAGACAGCUAUCCUGAUGGAUACAGCACACCGCCUACUUCUUCCACCCCUCAAGCAUGGACGGAUCGUCUAGCCCAGGUCGUUGCUUCCGACUCUUUCCCUAAUUACGGUCCUCGAGCUUCGGAGACUGCUCCGUGGUAUGCAUCGGAUGGCACGGUCCUCCAAAGCAACGACCCCAGCGUCUGUCUGUUCACUUCGGGCUGUGAGAACCCUCUCGAUAUCAUGUACGCCGGCGAAGGCAACAUCGGAGUCACCUUCGACGACGGCCCUUCAGAUGCCAGUCCGUCAUUAUACGACUUUUUGGCAGAGAACAAGAUCUCCGAUGUCGGUACCCAUUUCGUCAUCGGUUCGAACGUUCUCUCUUACCCGGACCAGUUCGCACAACUCGUUGAGAGCGGCGGACACGUUGCCGUUCACACCUGGUCUCAUCCUUACAUGACUACGAUGAGCAACGAGGAGAUCGUUGCCGAGCUAGGGUGGACCAUGCAGAUCAUCUAUGACCAGAACGGCGGAAAGGUCCCCAAGUACUGGCGACCCCCUUACGGCGAUCUUGACAACCGUGUCCGAAUGAUCGCCCUCGAAGUGUUUGGCCUGGUCAGCGUUGUCUGGAACGCAGACUCUCGCGACUGGUCCAUGUCGGAUGGGACCCCUAAAUCGACGAUCGUCCAGACCAUCAGCGACUACCUCACCGGCGACAAGUCCAACGGCCUGAUCUUCUUGGAACACGAGUUGAACCAGGACGAUGUGGACAUGUUCAUCCAGAUGUACCCUAGCAUGAUCUCCAACGGAUGGAAGCUCGCCAAUAUUCCCGAUACCGUCGGUGAGGACUGGUACCAAAAUGCCAAGGACAACUCUUCCUCGCCUUCGCCUCACAGUCUCAUCCAGACCGCCCCGGUCGCCGCACCCACUCUCUAUCAAGAUGCGGCUCCUACUACUUCUUUGACUUCGUCAUCCGCUGCCUCUUCUACCGCCUCGACCAGCAAUGCGACCACCCAGUCGAGCGCUUCUUCCACCCACGCUUCAUCAGCCUCGACUACCCCGGCUAGCUCAAGCGUUGUCAUCACUAGCACGAGCACGGUCGCCCCUACUUCGCAGACCAGCGUUGCUCCUCAACCGCAGAGGAACACCUCCAACUCCGGAAUGGGGAUCACCAUUCCUUCCGGCUUUUCACUGCUCAUCAGCACAGCCGGACUACUCUGGCUCAUCAUCGUAUAAUAAAGGGGACCUUUAUAGAUGUGCACCGCCGGCCCUUUCUCGUUUUUCAUAAUCACGGACACUGUUUCCAUAAUACACCGAGCCCCCUUCGUUUCCCCGCAUAAUCGUUAAUCGCCAUCGUCUUGGCGUUGUUUAUCAGCAUAAUUUUGUAUAGACUAUAGUACUAGCAUUGAGCGUCGGUCAUGAGCAUGAACAUGAGUAUGAGCAUGAGUUUGAGUAGGA
Filobasidium floriforme is the source of this 1743-nucleotide messenger RNA. RefSeq lists its product as uncharacterized. Gene Ontology annotation, cellular component: membrane. Gene Ontology annotation, molecular function: chitin deacetylase activity. Bases 82 to 1521 code for a protein of 479 amino acids. The record is from RefSeq and is a predicted model, not a curated record. NCBI's taxonomy places the organism in Eukaryota, Fungi, Basidiomycota, Tremellomycetes, Filobasidiales, Filobasidiaceae. The transcript is spliced from 7 exons. Gene Ontology annotation, biological process: carbohydrate metabolic process.